This is a messenger RNA of Nicotiana attenuata, 2412 nucleotides long. RefSeq names its product importin subunit alpha. Gene Ontology annotation, molecular function: proton-transporting ATPase activity, rotational mechanism; protein binding. NCBI's taxonomy places the organism in Eukaryota, Viridiplantae, Streptophyta, Magnoliopsida, Solanales, Solanaceae. The record is from RefSeq and is a predicted model, not a curated record. Gene Ontology annotation, cellular component: vacuolar proton-transporting V-type ATPase, V1 domain. Gene Ontology annotation, biological process: proton transmembrane transport. The transcript is spliced from 2 exons. Bases 232 to 1941 code for a protein of 569 amino acids.
AAAACAGUCAUAUUAGGCUUCGCUUUCUUUUUCACUAUUUUCCGUGUCAGUCGCCAUUCUCACUCUCUCUCUUCUCUGCACUUUACCUUUCCCUCUACGCAAUUUAUCACUCUCCCCUAUUUCUCCUCAUUCCCAUAACUCUCUCACCUCAGCUAAUUUUCCCAAACUUUUUUGCUGCUCUUAUGCUUAGGUUCAAUUAAUUGAACUGAGUGGUUUGUUUUUAUAAGAAAAAUGCAUUGUACCGGCGAACCACCGUCACAGCCGCCGUCCACGGCCGAAACCCUUGCCCAAAUAAACCACCUCCUCACCCAUCUCCUCCCCUUUUCUCUUUCCAUCAAGUCCUUCACUUCCCGCUGGCAAGUUCUCCGGUCGAAACUCGCUACCGUCAAGUCUCUUUUAUCCGAAAUCUCCGAUUCACCUCAUUGGACGGAAAACGAGCUUCUUCCGACGCUGCUCCCGAAUCUUCUCUCCACUGUACUCCGUGUACAAACUCUAUGCGAGCAAUGCUCCGACCCGGAUAAAACUCCGGGUAAGCUAUUAAUGCAGUCCGAUCUUGACAUGGCUUCGGGUUGGCUUUCAAAACAGAUCCAUCACCUCGACCUCCUUUGCCGUUCCGGUGUGCUCCGUCAGUCUACCGCUAUAGUCCUCUCUCACCCUUCCGUUAACUCUACAAAAGACGAUUUAGUCCUUUUUAUUAAAGACCUAUUCACCAGAAUCCAAAUCGGCGGCGUUGAGUUUAAGAGAAAGGCUUUAGAAUCGUUGAUUCAGCUCCUCUCAGAGGAUGAGAAAUCAGCUGGGAUUGUUGCAAAGGAAGGGCAUUUUGGGUAUUUAAUUAAUUUACUGGACAUUAAUAUUGAUCCUUUUAUACGUGAACAGGCAGUUGUUGCAGUAUCAAUGCUUGUUUCUUUAAGUGAACAGGCGAGGAAAUGCGUGUUUGAAGAAGGUGCGUUAGGCCCUUUACUUAGAAUUAUUGAGUCUGGUUCUGUUACUAUGAAGGAAAAAGCGGCUUUGGCUGUUGAAUGUAUUACUAAUGAUCCUGAAAAUGCUUGGGCUAUCUCAGCUUAUGGUGGUGUGCCUAUACUCUUAGACCUAUGUAAAUCUGGGUCUGUUUCUGCUCAAAUUCAUGCUGUUGGGGCAAUCAAGAACGUGUCCACAAAUGAAGAUGUGCGUAUUGCGUUAGCAGAAGAAGGUGCAAUUCCUGUUCUUCUACAGUUAAUGGUUUCAGGCAAGGCGUCAGCGCAAGAAAAGGCGGCGAAUUGCGUAGCGAUUCUUGCUUCCUCUGGUGAGUACUACCGGGAUUUGUUAAUUCAAGAAAAGGGAUUGCAAAGAUUGCUUCAUUUGCUUCAUGAAUCGUCGAAUUCUGAUACAUUAGAGUAUGUUUUACGGGCUAUUCAUUCGUUAUCUUCUUCUGAUUGUACGUCGAGGGUUCUUAGUUCAUAUACUACGUUUGUGAUUCAGUUAGCGGAGCUUAUAAAGCAUGGUAGCUUAAUGUUACAGUAUAUUUCCGCUUCACUGCUUGCAAAUUUAUCUAUAAGUGAGGAGAAGAAGAGGGCUAUAGCUGGGUGUAUGGGGUCAUUGGUGAAGCUGAUGGAAUCAGCUAAACCAGAUGGGCUGCAAGAGGUGGCGGCGAAUGCAUUGGUUUCUUUGUUGGCUGUGAAGUCGAAUAGGAAGGAAUUGGUUAAGGAUGAGAAGAGUGUGAUGAGGUUGGUACAAAUGUUGGAUGCUAAAAACGAUGUGGUGUCGAAGAAGUUCCCAGUGGCAGUGGUGGCGGCAAUCAUGGCGGGAGGGAGCCAUGGUUGUCGGAAGCGACUAGUGGAGGCCGGAGCAUACGGACAUUUGCAGAAGCUGGCGGAGGCAGAGGUUGUCGGAGCUAAGAAAGCCUUUCAGAGACUUUCAGGCAAUAGGCUAAAGAGCAUUUUCACAAGGACAUGGAGUAAUUAGCAAAUGCAAACUAACCAACAAAAGGUGGUUGUUUGGAUUUUCACAACUGUCAAAAUGUGGAAAACCACCUCAUUUCCUACAAAGAAACCAACAAAAAAUCACUACACACUUGGUACACCCCAACUUUAACCUUAUACUACACUAUUGUUCUCAAUUAGAAAAAAGAAAAAAGCCUGAAAAAAAGUUGAAUUUAUUAUUCUAAACUAUAUAACACAUGGCAUGGAUGCGGUUUUUAGGGAGUAUCCUUGUUUGUUUAUUUUUUCUCUUUUUUUCAUUUUUUCUGUUUAUUUCACAAUGUGAAGCUUUUGUAAGUGAGUGAUAGUGCUUGCCACCCCACCCUUUUUUUUCAUCCUAGGCAUGGUUAAUAUUGUAUAUUCAAAGGUUUGUUUUUCUUGUAAUGGCCAAAGCCCUAAUUACAAAGUGUGCAACUUGUCUCUUCAAUUUAUUUCUUCUCUCUUUAUUGGUGAAAAA